Molecule: messenger RNA, 2637 nt
Organism: Lithohypha guttulata
Lineage: Eukaryota; Fungi; Ascomycota; Eurotiomycetes; Chaetothyriales; Trichomeriaceae
Exons: 3
Coding region: 1-2637 (878 amino acids)
Source: RefSeq, a predicted model, not a curated record
AUGGCAGAACCAAUGUCUGCUAGCAAGAGUGCUGACCAUUCUGAGGGAGAAGAUUUCGAAGAUGCUCAGGAUCGAAACGAGCAUACUCAAGCACCUGCCGAUCAGUCAAAUGUGCCCGAGGACCCCUCGGUAUCGUCAGACAUAAACACUGGUCACGACCGGCCGAAGAGUGGAGAGACUACGAUGUCAGAUUUGAGUGCUGAAGACGCUGUAGUCGAGACAGCCAGUAGUGUCCAGGUCGCGACUGCGGCACCUAUAGCACGUCCGAGAACAGAAUCUCAGGUAUCAAUUGCUUCAGGCAAGAGAAGGCAAUCGUCUGUGGCAGAACCACAAUCUGUCAAGUCCAGGGCUCAGUCUAUAGACCAGGGUCAGAAGGAUAUACUAGCGAAGGAACAACCGAUGAAACCUCCACCACGGCCUUCCAGGUUCGCGAACUUCUCAGCCUCUUUACCCUCCGUGCCAUGGGGUGGUCCGGCGAAAACCACUACAGAUCGCUCGCCCUCUCCUCAACCUCCUCCAAAAGACCUCCCAAAGCGAACCACAUUCGGUUGGCUGACUCGAGCUACUAGCGGAAACGCACCCAAAUCUCCCACCCUUCCUUCGAGACCUCUACCAGAUUCGAGAAGAGGAACAACUGCUUCAGUAUCCACUUUGGGUAGUAACCAAGAUCUCACGCUGAGAGCGAUUGAUGAAAGCUCGGAGCAAAAUGGAGGAAGACCCGCAAGAAAUUCUUUGAAGGAAAGGUUCAAAUUAUUGCGAUUACGAGAGGAGGUCGGUAUGGCAGCACUUGACAACGACGAGCAAGCCGCUGGAGGUGCAGUCGCUGGCCUCAUCGGGCGUACGACUAGCUUGACAGUCGGCAUCGCAAGUCCAGGAGCAACGGAUGAUGGGAACGUGGCUCCUCUGAAGUCCCCAUCACUACCGAUGUCCUCUAGUCCAGCUCCCACUAUCGAUCAGAGUCUAGCUCCCGGCACUGUCUCCGGCUUCUCUGUGGCCGCCGUCGAUUCGGCUGCUCCUAUUGAUUGGGACUUCUGGCAGACAGUCGUGAAUGAAGGUCCGCAGGUGGUCGCACGAACCAGCCCCGAAGAACUAACCGCAGCGAUAGCUAGUGGCAUUCCUGCGACUAUUCGGGGCGUUAUCUGGCAGGUGCUUGCAAGCAGUAAGAAUGAAGAGCUGGAAUCAGUUUAUUAUGAGUUGAAAUUGCGUGGCACGAAAGACGAGCUGCCGCGUGCCGCCUCACCCCCUCCGCAGCCAGAUACGAAAGAGAAGGACUCUACCGUCUCAUCGCUAUCAUCAAUUAGGUCUGAGCAAUCUACUCCCGCCACCAGCACGAACAUUGUACAUUCACCCUCACCAUCGACCGAACGCAACGACCCUAUUCAGGACGCAAAAGCACAAGCACAAGCUGCCACAGACCGAGCCAAGCGGGCCAAGGAAGACUCGGCAGCUCUUUUCAAACUCGAAAAGAUGAUCCGUAGAGACAUGGGCUCGAGGACAAGUUACUCCAAAUACGCAGCCGCAGCUGGAUUUCAAGACGGCCUUUUCAAUGUGUGCAAAGCGUAUGCCUUGUUUGACGAAGGAGUGGGCUACCCACAAGGUAUGAAUUUUGUUAUCAUGCCUAUGCUGUUCAACAUGCCCGAGGAGGAAGCAUUCUGUCUACUGGUGAGACUGAUGAACAAAUAUCAGCUAAGAGAACUUUUCAUACAAGACAUGCCAGGACUACAUCUGCACUUGUACCAAUUUGAGAGACUACUCGAGGAUUUGGAGCCAGCACUUUACUGUCAUCUACAUCGCAGAGGUGUUUCGCCGAAAUUGUAUGCGACUCAGUGGUUUCUCACACUAUUCGCCUACAGGCUUCCAUUACAGCUGGUUAUGAGGGUCUUCGAUUUGAUCCUUUGCGAAGGCUUAGAAGGAGCAAUUCUGAAGUUAGGCAUGGCCCUGAUGCAGAAGAACGUCGACAGCUUGCUGGCGAUGAACGACAUGCAGGCACUAACAAAUCAACUGAAAGAGAGAAUUUUCGAGCCAUAUAUUGACACAACACCCAACUCUAAAUCAAUCCUGGAAUCUGGAUUCUUCGGCAGUUCUGGAGGAUCAGAGAACGACAUAUAUCGUGCAGACCUGCUAGUGAAAGAUGCAUGCUCUGUCCAGCUGACUCCCGAAAUGUUAAUGAGAUACACCACGGAAUGGGAAGAAAAGACGCGAGCCGAGAAGGCACGAGAAACAGAGCUCGAAAACCUCAGGACCGACACAGCCACCAAAGCAGCCCAAAUACGCUCUCUGGAACAACGAGCCGAGAAGUCGGAUUUCGAACAUAUUGAAAUUGCUAAUGAGCUGGUCAAACUCAAGGUGCAAAACCAGGACCUGAUUGACGAGAACGAGAGUCUCAAAGGUCAAGUUGAAGAGCUCCGAAAGGUCGCUGAAAGUGAAGCGUCCAAGGUUGAAGAAGCAAUGCGAGAAGGCACUGAAAAGGUCAUGCAACGCAACAUCGAGGUCCAGAAUGAGAAUCGGCACAUGGAAGAGCAGAUGGCCGAAAUGGAGAAAGAGCUUGUUGAGAUGAAGAUGAAAUAUGCUGAGCUCAACGGCGAACACGAAACUCUCAGACAACGAUGGACAGACCUGAGGAAGGCCAUAGAAUGA